Bathycoccus prasinos is the source of this 1494-nucleotide messenger RNA. RefSeq lists its product with no specific name. The record is from RefSeq and is a predicted model, not a curated record. The transcript has a single exon. NCBI's taxonomy places the organism in Eukaryota, Viridiplantae, Chlorophyta, Mamiellophyceae, Mamiellales, Bathycoccaceae. The coding region runs from base 1 to 1494 and encodes 497 amino acids. Gene Ontology annotation, cellular component: proton-transporting V-type ATPase, V1 domain. Gene Ontology annotation, biological process: proton transmembrane transport; ATP metabolic process. Gene Ontology annotation, molecular function: ATP binding; proton-transporting ATPase activity, rotational mechanism.
AUGUCUUCUUCUUCUUUGUUGUCUUCUGAUUUCGCCAAAGUGCAACUUCAAGCCUCUCUUGCGACGAGAGAUUUCACGUGCGAACCGAGAGUGGAAUAUCGAACGGUGACUGGGGUUUCCGGCCCUCUGGUGAUUUUAGACCGGGUGAAGAACGCGAAGUUCGCGGAGAUUGUGGACAUCACUCUGAGCGAUGGCACGAAAAGGAGAGGACAAGUCUUGGAAGUCGACGGGGAACGCGCGGUGGUGCAAGUCUUUGAAGGGACGAGCGGCAUCGAUAGCAAGCACACGACGUUAGAGUUUACCGGGGACGUGUUGACCACCCCAGUGGCGGAGGAUAUGAUGGGGAGGAUUUUCAACGGGAGUGGGAAACCUAUCGACGGAGGACCGAACGUUAUGGCCGAACAGUAUUUAGAUAUUAACGGCAGUUCGAUCAACCCAUCGGAGAGAACCUAUCCAGAAGAAAUGAUCCAAACCGGAAUAUCCACCAUAGACGUGAUGAACUCAAUCGCGAGAGGACAAAAGAUUCCUUUGUUUUCCGCGGCUGGCUUACCGCACAACGAAAUUGCGGCGCAGAUUUGCCGACAGGCUGGGUUGGUGAAACAACCCGGCGCGGCGGAGGAGACGGAGGAGGACAAAAGCGAGAACGACUUCGCCAUCGUCUUCGCCGCCAUGGGGGUGAACUUGGAAACCGCGAACUUUUUUCGAAGAGACUUUGAAGAAAACGGUAGCUUAGAGAAAACGGUGUUAUUCUUAAACUUAGCGAACGAUCCAACGAUUGAACGGAUCAUCACCCCUAGGAUUGCGCUGACGACGGCGGAAUAUUUAGCGUACGAAAAAGGGAAGCACGUUUUGGUCAUUUUGACGGACAUGUCGUCGUACGCGGACGCUUUGAGAGAGGUGUCCGCGGCAAGAGAGGAGGUUCCCGGAAGACGAGGUUAUCCCGGUUACAUGUACACUGAUUUAGCGACGAUUUACGAAAGAGCGGGGAGAAUCAAAGGGAGAAAAGGGAGUAUUACGCAGUUGCCGAUUUUAACCAUGCCGAACGACGACAUCACUCACCCGAUUCCAGAUUUGACCGGGUACAUCACGGAAGGUCAAAUUUACGUCGACAGGCAGUUGCACAAUCGACAAAUUUACCCACCAAUUAACGUUUUACCGUCUUUGUCGAGACUGAUGAAAUCUGCAAUCGGGGAAGGGAUGACGAGAAGAGACCACGGCGACGUUUCGAACCAGUUGUACGCCAACUACGCCAUCGGCAAAGAUACGUUAGCCAUGAGAGCGGUCGUCGGCGAAGAAGCCUUAUCUGGCGAAGAUUUGCUUUAUUUGGAGUUUUUAGAAAAGUUUGAGCGAAAGUUUAUCGACCAAGGAAACGAAGGCCGAUCGAUUUUUGACGCGUUGGAUUUGGCGUGGAGUUUGUUGAGGAUUUUCCCGCGAGAGCUUUUAAGGCGCAUUCCGGCCAAGACUUUGGAUCAGUUUUACGACAGGAAAGUAUGA